GCUCGCUCACAUUCAAUGUUUUAACCGCUUAUCGAUUCAUGCGCGUUCUGGCUUCUGCGGAGAUUCGGCUUUUAGUUUAGCGCGCUGAUGCUGAAGCGUGUUAUUGAGGGCGGAACUAUCGGUGUUCAUCAACAACAACAUGAAUCCUAACACUAAAUAAAUGGUUACUGGUCACGGGAGUUGGGGAAAGCUACUUUGGUGACGGUCACCGGCGCUUAAAAUCCCUAGACGGGGGAAGAGAGAAACGCGACGCGGAGUUUUAUGCGUUCAUUUGACAGGUGGACCGAUGCCACCCGUUCAGAGAACUAUGUCGGAUCUCCGGACCCGAGCCGAAGGUUAUGAAAAGACAGAAGACACGUCGGAAAAGACUUCUUUAGCAGACCAGGAAGAUUCCAGGCUCAUUUUCAUCAAUCAGCCCCAGUUUACCAAGUUCUGCAGUAAUCGUGUCAGCACUGCGAAGUACAAUGUCCUCACGUUCCUGCCUCGGUUCCUGUACUCUCAGUUCAGAAGAGCAGCAAACUCCUUUUUCCUGUUCAUCGCACUUCUGCAACAAAUCCCUGAUGUGUCGCCAACAGGGAGGUGGACAACACUGGUGCCGUUACUCUUCAUCUUGGUGGUGGCAGCAGUGAAGGAGAUUAUAGAAGACCUGAAACGCCACAAUGCUGAUAGUGUUGUUAACAAGAAAGAGACACAAGUAUUGAGGAACGGCGCUUGGGAGAUUGUACAUUGGGAGAAGGUGUCGGUAGGGGAGGUAGUCCGAGCAGCCAAUGGAGAUCACCUCCCGGCCGACCUCAUCAUUCUGUCGUCCAGUGAACCUCAAGGAAUGUGCUACAUUGAGACCUCAAAUCUAGAUGGAGAAACUAAUCUCAAGAUCAGACAGGGUCUGCAGAUCACUGCGGACAUCAAGGACAUUGACAGUCUAAUGCGUCUCUCAGGACGGAUGGAAUGUGAGAGUCCCAACAGACACCUGUAUGAGUUUGUGGGCAAUAUUCGCCUGGAUGGACACAGCACCGUACCACUCGGUCCUGAUCAGAUCUUACUGAGAGGAGCACAACUCAGGAACACACAGUGGGUCCAUGGCAUCGUGGUCUACACAGGACACGACACCAAACUCAUGCAGAACUCCACGUUCCCCCCUCUGAAGCUUUCCAACGUAGAGCGCAUCACCAACUUUCAGAUCCUCAUGCUUUUUGGCUGUCUCUUAGCCAUUUCGUUGGUCUGCUCCAUAGGCCAGACCAUCUGGAAGUACCAAUACGGCAAUGAGGCCUGGUACAUGGACCUCAACUCUCCAGAUGGUGGAGCGGCCAACUUCGGCCUUAACUUCCUCACCUUCAUCAUCCUCUUCAACAACCUGAUUCCCAUCAGUCUCCUGGUGACUCUAGAGGUCAUCAAGUUCAUCCAGGCUUUCUUCAUCAACUGGGACACUGACAUGCUGUAUGAAGUCUCCAACACACCAGCUAUGGCCCGGACAUCAAACCUGAAUGAAGAGUUGGGACAGGUGAAGUACAUCUUUUCGGACAAGACAGGCACCCUGACCUGCAACGUCAUGCAGUUUAAGAAGUGCACAGUUGCAGGCGUGGCCUACGGUCAUGCAGCUGAAGUUGAGGAUGGUAGUUUUGCAGAGGAGGACUGUCACAGCUCUCAGUCCACAGAGGAAACUGGAUUUAAUGACCCCAGCUUACUGGAAAACCUCCAAAGUAAUCAUCCCACUGCUUCGGUCAUCCAGGAAUUCAUGACCAUGAUGGCUAUCUGUCACACGGCUGUUCCUGAGUGCACCGACAACAAGAUCACCUACCAGGCUGCAUCCCCAGAUGAAGGAGCUCUGGUUCGGGCGGCACAAAAUCUGGGCUUCGUGUUCUCUGGGAGAACUCCAGACUGUGUUAUUGUGCAGUCGCACGGAGAGGAGGAGAAAUAUGAACUGCUGCACGUUUUGGAAUUCACAAGCACCAGGAAGAGGAUGUCCGUCAUCAUGCGCACUCCAUCAGGAAAGAUCCGCCUUUACUGCAAAGGAGCUGACACAGUGAUCUAUGAGCGAUUAGCAGACAGCUCCAAAUACAAGGACAUCACCCUAAAACACCUGGAACAGUUUGCUACAGAGGGACUCCGCACAUUGUGUUUUGCUGUGGUGGACAUCUCAGAGUCAUCCUAUCAGCAGUGGCUGGAGGUUCAUCAUCGUGCUUCGACCUCUCUCCAAAACAGGGCACUCAAGAUGGAAGAAAGCUACGAACUGAUUGAAAAGAACUUGCAGUUGCUGGGGGCCACAGCGAUUGAAGACAAACUACAAGACAAAGUCCCUGAAACCAUCGAGACCCUCAUGAAAGCCGAUAUUAAGAUCUGGAUCCUGACUGGAGACAAACAGGAGACCGCCAUCAACAUAGGACACUCCUGCAAACUGCUCACGAAGAACAUGGGCCUGCUGGUGAUAAACGAGGACACCCUGGAUGGUACCAGGGAGACACUCAGCCAUCACUGCGGCAUGCUGGGAGAUGCUCUGCACAAGGAGAACGACUUCGCUCUCAUCAUCGAUGGAAAGACACUGAAGUAUGCCCUCACUUACGGGGCACGCCAGUAUUUCCUGGACUUGGCUCUUUCCUGCAAGGCUGUGAUAUGCUGCAGGGUUUCACCUCUGCAGAAGUCUGAGGUGGUUGAGAUGGUGAAGAAACAGGUGAAAGUGAUCACACUGGCCAUCGGCGAUGGAGCCAAUGAUGUGGGCAUGAUCCAGACCGCCCAUGUGGGUGUUGGCAUCUCUGGCAAUGAAGGACUGCAGGCUGCUAACUCAUCAGACUACUCUAUUGCACAGUUCAAGUACUUGAAGAAUCUUCUGUUGGUCCACGGCGCUUGGAAUUACAACCGUGUUGCCAAGUGCAUCCUGUAUUGCUUCUACAAGAACAUUGUGCUUUACAUUAUUGAGAUCUGGUUUGCAUUUGUUAACGGAUUCUCCGGUCAGAUUCUGUUCGAGCGCUGGUGCAUCGGCCUGUACAACGUGAUCUUCACUGCUUUGCCUCCUCUGACUCUGGGCAUCUUUGAACGCUCCUGCAGGAAAGAGAACAUGCUCAAAUACCCUGAACUCUACAAAACCUCCCAGAAUGCAAUGGGCUUCAACACCAAGGUCUUCUGGGCUCAUUGUCUGAACGGCCUGUUUCACUCAGUCAUCCUCUUCUGGUUUCCCCUCAAGGCUUUCCAGCACGAUACCGUCUUUGGAAACGGAAAGACACCAGACUAUCUCCUCUUAGGAAACAUGGUUUAUACAUUUGUGGUGAUCACGGUGUGUCUGAAGGCUGGGCUGGAGACGUCGUCCUGGACCAUGUUCAGCCACAUUGCCAUCUGGGGCAGCAUUGGAUUGUGGGUAGUCUUCUUUGGCAUCUACUCCUCACUAUGGCCUCUGAUUCCUCUGGCCCCGGAUAUGUCAGGAGAGGCAGAAAUGAUGUUCAGUUCAGGACUCUUCUGGAUGGGUCUGAUCUUCAUUCCCAUCACCUCUCUGGUGUUUGAUGUGGCCUACAAAGUUAUGAAAAAGGUCUGCUUUAAGACCCUGGUUGAUGAGGUGCAGGAGUUGGAGGCACUUUCGAAAGAUCCAGGAGCUGUGGUGCAUGGGAAGAGUUUGACCGAGAGAGCCCAGCUCCUGAAGAACGUCUUUAAGAAGAGCACCGUCAGUCUGUACCGGUCCGACUCCAUGCAGCAGAAUCUACUCCGUACGUCAGCGACACACAUGUGCUUCGCCACCCACAGGCACACGGACGCAGACACACCUACAUGUUCUCCACAGCGCAGCCAUCACAGACAGACUCAUGCCGAAUCACUGAUGCACACACACCCUACCAUCCCCAUGUGCAGCAUCAAAAUGCAGGUUCACUCUCAAACGCAAGGGCUUAUGGAUGUGCAACUGCAGACACUCACAGAUGUACAAAUCUGAACCAAAACCCAUGAAAAUUAGACGGCUACGCAUUCUCACAGGAUGAGAACGGAGUGCUCUCCCAGUCUGAGGUCAUCAGAGCCUAUGACACCACCAAGCAACGGACCAGUGAGUGGUGAGAUCCGGGUCGCUGGGCCCCGCCCCCUCUCAGCGGUCACUCAACUUUUUCAUGGCUGACAGAGAGCUGAAGCCUGUCAGUUUAACUUUGGCCAGCCUAGGGCACCCUGGGCAACAAUGGAUAUGAAAAAUGAAGCAGUAUUUGAGAGAGAGAGAAAAAAAAACAAGUUCUGCUGUGUUGUAGUUCUAUGUUCAACAGCAGACACAAGCACUGCUCUAGCAUAUUUUUGCCCAGCCUGCGGUCAGUAUGGUUUCUGGUCUGUCAAACAGAGGAGAACAGCAAAAAGAAUUGACUCUCCUCUCUCCUCCGCCAUUCCUUCAGCUAUGAGUGUUACAGCCAAAAAUGUGCUGUUGAUGAGGGUGGUGAUAAAGGUGUUGAGAAACAUUUGUGGUAAUGGUCUUUGACUGUGACUUCCUAAUCAUUAAUGGCACGUGAAACACUCCCUUUUGUUUUUAUAUCACAUAUGUAUUUGAUUUGUGUCAGACAACAGGACGCAUGCCAGAUAACCAGAAAUUAAGUUACAAAGAAUAUUAGAAGCGCAGUCCCUUUUUUAAAAACAAUGUUUAGAAAAUAUAAUUGUUUUUACACACCUCAGAUAACGAGUUGUUUUGACAACUUUACCCUUGGUUUCGAUUUUAUUAUUGUUCAUGUUAAAUUCUAAGCUAUCAAAGCCUUAUAUUUGUUGUUGCCUUCAGUCAUUAACAGGCAUGUUUUUUUGUUUUGUUUUUUAAGUUGUUUCGAUUUAGUUUUGCAUUUAGUUUGUUGUAUUUUAACUUUUGUUUAGCUUUGUUUUUGUAGUUAGUUUUAAGUUUAGUUUUUUUUAUUUAGUUUUGAUCAGUCAGUUUAUCGUGCCUGGUUCUUCAGAUCUUAGCUUGCAUGUAUCUACCUUUUUUUUAAACAAUUUGGCAACAUUUCAACAGCUUUUUUUGAACACGUUUCUGCAUUCCACGUCUUACACGGCUGCAAUGAUCACAAAGGUGCCUAACAGGAAUUUUUUUUCCCAGAGAGAUAGUAUUUCAGAGUCUCUAGCUAGGCAGCGUUACCGCACGCUUACACGUUAGACCAAAAUAAUGAUGUAUCAGGCUACACAGGCAAAAUGAGAGCUUUUUAAGCCACAAAUUGAACCUCGACCCCAUUUAUGCAUUCGGCUCAUCGGAAGGGGCUCGUGCGUGAAACUCUUUUAGACUAUCAGAUGUUCACCAUAACGUUUAUUUGACUUGGAAAAAAAGUGUUCAUCCCUCAAACAUAAGUGCCAUUAGCAUAGGGGAGGAACGGAGGAUUUUGCCAGACCCACACAGUAUCGAUACAACUUUGUCUCUAUAGUUAUUUAGUGAAUUUGUAUUUUUAUAUUGGAGUAAGUGUGACUUUUUGGACUGAUCUGCUUUGUAAUGAAAAUGUCGUUCCUUUUUUUUGUGGUUCCCCUUCAGAAACUGGUCGUGAUUCAUGAGCUUAAGUGACUACAAUUGUCGUAUUAACGCUUCUUUAGUUGAUGGUGGAGUUUGUGCGUUGGUUUUCUUCUCCCCGUGGGAGAGCACGUUUUGUAUCGUGCGUCUGCGCAGUGUGUGUUUGUCUGCAUGUGCAUGUGAUCUACAUUUCGGAUGCGUGCGUGACUGCGUGAGUGUUCGUGACCCCGUCAGUAUGCAUGUCUGUUUAACUAUAUUAAAGCAGCCUGAGAGACUGGAAUGAGGAUGUGUGUGACGUCCUCUGUGUUGUGUGCCGCUGCUUGUUUGGUUCGUCUGCACGACUCCAGGUAUACUAACGGUGAGCUAUAUGCCGAUGCAUGGCCCUGUACGUCAGCAGGUGUAAGUGUGUGAGCGCACGUGUGUGUCCCAUGUCUCUGUGUGUGUCGGUUUGGAUGAAGCUCUGCUAAAGCUUGACCAGAGAUGUUGCACAAUGCACUCUUUCAACUCUUUUGUGAUGAAUAUUCUCUUAUCUAGUUCAUAUCAGUUGCAGUAUUAUUUGUCUGGAUGGAUAUACCGUACAUGUUCUUCAUUUAGUUUGGGAUCUCACUGUAACUCUUUUUCUUCCAGCUGAAAUGUCUUUUAUUUAACGUGGAAAGAACACGUUUAUAGCUACUGUGCAUUUCGUUCCUUAAGCUGUGUUUUUGACCGAUCGUUGGCGUUAUGGGUCGUCAUUCAACUCGAACACUGGAAAUACGAAGUAAUGUUGGUUAAAGCUUGGACUGUUGCUUUCUAAAACCCUGUCUGUCAAAGUGAUUGAUUGCAUGAAUGGAAAAGUGGUUCUUGGUUUAGCCUAAAUGUUAAUUGUACGCUCAAUCUCCCUCUAGUGUUGGUCACUUUAAAGAAUGAAAAUGCACUUUUAUAUGGUUUCAAAUUCUCUAUUUGGUGUUUUAUUUUUUUCAAUCGGAUCUUUCGUUUAUGUCUUUUUGUUAAAUGAUUGUUUAGCAUGUUGGAACUGCAAACUUUUAAGUGUUUUGUCUCAACUGCCAUGAAAGACUACUGAAAUAAACUUUCCAACUGAAGCUCA
Messenger RNA from Carassius auratus (goldfish), 6515 nucleotides. RefSeq names its product ATPase phospholipid transporting 8A1 (gene atp8a1). Gene Ontology annotation, cellular component: plasma membrane; trans-Golgi network. The coding region runs from base 287 to 3910 and encodes 1207 amino acids. Lineage: Eukaryota; Metazoa; Chordata; Actinopteri; Cypriniformes; Cyprinidae. Gene Ontology annotation, molecular function: ATPase-coupled intramembrane lipid carrier activity; magnesium ion binding; ATP binding. The transcript is spliced from 38 exons. The record is from RefSeq and is a predicted model, not a curated record. Gene Ontology annotation, biological process: phospholipid translocation.